AUGGAUCCCUCACAAAUUAAAAUUCCCCCCAUGAAAGAUCUUACCAUCGACAACAUCACCGAAAACACUGUCCGAAUAAAUUCUCAAGGAAGCGAUGAACGUCUCACAUAUGUUAUGGAAAGACUUGUUACACAUCUCCAUGAUUUUGCCCGUGAAACACGUCUGAGUACUAAAGAAUGGAUGGCUGCAUUAGAUUUCUUGGUGAGGGUUGGUCAAAUAUCUAGUGAUGUUAGACAUGAAUUCAUCCUUCUAUCAGAUAUCCUCGGGCUAUCUCUCCUAGUCGACGCAAUCGACCACCCCAAACCCUCCUCUUCAACCGAAGGAAGCGUUCUCGGUCCCUUCCACACCCACGAUGCAGAGGUAAUGGCAUCAGGCGAUAAGAUGUGUUCCGAUCCCCAAGGCGACCCAUGCAUCGUUCUCUGCACCAUCAAAGACGUCUCGGGAACCCCUAUUCCAGAUGUCAAAAUCGACAUCUGGGAGACAGAUUCCACAGGCCACUACGAUGUCCAGCACGACAUCCGAGACGGGCCCGAUGGAAGAUGCGUGAUGAAAAGUGAUUCCAAUGGAGAAUUCUGGUUCAAGGCUAUCGUGCCUGUUCCCUAUCCCAUUCCGCAUGAUGGGCCUGUGGGCCAGCUUUUGAAAUUGUUGAAGAGACAUCCGUGGAGACCGGCUCAUAUGCACUUUAUGUUUGAGAAGCCUGGCUGGGAUCAUCUUAUAACCGCAUUGUAUCUCCGAGGCGAUCCUUACGAAUCAUCAGACGCAGUAUUCGGAGUAAAACAAUCACUAAUCGUAGACUUCGAACCCGCAACCGCUGAGAUUGCAAAGAAGUAUUCAGUUCCCGAAGGAUCAAAAGUCUUGAAACAUGAUUUUGUUUUAGUGAGUGAAAAAGAGACGGAAGAGUUGAGAGAUCGGAAUGCCUUGAAGGCUUUGAAGGAUUUGGGAAUGAAAGUAAAGUUGUUAGAUCAUUUACCUGUGCCGGAUCUGGAUUGA
Molecule: messenger RNA, 990 nt
Organism: Botrytis byssoidea
Lineage: Eukaryota; Fungi; Ascomycota; Leotiomycetes; Helotiales; Sclerotiniaceae
Exons: 3
Coding region: 1-990 (329 amino acids)
Biological process (GO): catechol-containing compound metabolic process
Molecular function (GO): catechol 1,2-dioxygenase activity; ferric iron binding
Source: RefSeq, a predicted model, not a curated record